AUGGAUGAUGACGAAAUACGUGAAAGAAUUAAUGAUAAAGAAAUACAUAGGCUACUAGCACCUAUUGUAUACCUAGUGGUUUUGAUGGUUGUUGGUAUACCUGGAAACCUGACAGUGCUACUGAUAUACCGACAGAAAUAUUCUAAAUCUGUUUACAGGACUAUUAUAUGGAACCUAGCGAUGACAGAUUUUCUUUUCUGCACCCUAACAUUUCCAUUUAAUAUUGGAAGACUUUUCCGAUACUUCACAUUUUAUGAACUAUGGGUAUGUAAAGCUUUCACAACAUUAAUUGUCUUUUUCAUCAUGUAUUCCUCACAUCUGCUAGUGACAUUGGCUUUUCAUAGAUUCCGGCAGGUGUGUAUGCCGCUACGGAGACAAGUUACUACAGAAAACGUGAAAUACUGGAUUAUUGGCAGUUUCUUUCUGGCUGUCUUUCUUGAUAUUCCUGAAUGCGUGUUACAGCCUUUAGAUGAACAGAAGUUAACAGAAGGGAAUGUAACUGUAACCGGGUAUGUUUGUGCAGUGUCUUUUAAAAAUAACAUUUAUGCCGAAGUGUACAAUGGAUUCCUGACAUUUUUGUUUACGUUAUACGCGACUAUCUUAUUCGCUCUGUAUAUAGUUAUUGGACGGAAAAUGUACUUGCAACGUAGAAUGAGACAGGAAACAAUGCAUACACCAUCUCAUGCAGACGAACUUUCCAGUAAAAUUACAAAAAUUGCUGUAACAGUAAGUGCUGUGUUUGCAUUUAGUUAUCUUCCUUUGUUUGUUUUGAAAUUAGUAGCUGGUAAGUUUGAUACACAAAACUUGAGUGCUGGUGCAUUUGCAGCGCUUAAAAUAUUCGAACGUUCGUAUGCAUUUAACCACGUCGCCAACCCUUUCAUAUAUGCAUUUUUUGACAAUCGUUUCCGACAGCAAUUCAAAGCAUUAAUCAUGACGAUUUUCUGUCGAAGAUGCACACAAGCUGAAAGUUAUCAAGAUGAACGAAAUGUGACAAGAAUGAGAGAAACCAGCAGUACAACGGUGUCAUAA
This is a messenger RNA of Mytilus trossulus (common blue mussel), 1029 nucleotides long. RefSeq names its product neuropeptide Y receptor type 4-like. Gene Ontology annotation, biological process: G protein-coupled receptor signaling pathway. The transcript has a single exon. Gene Ontology annotation, cellular component: membrane. The record is from RefSeq and is a predicted model, not a curated record. NCBI's taxonomy places the organism in Eukaryota, Metazoa, Mollusca, Bivalvia, Mytilida, Mytilidae. The coding region runs from base 1 to 1029 and encodes 342 amino acids. Gene Ontology annotation, molecular function: G protein-coupled receptor activity.